AGCGAAAGUAAAUAUUUUUGUAUUGUGUUUACAUAUAAUUUAGGUCUAAAAGUUUCUGAUCUAGAUACAUUGAGGCACACAUAUGAUCAGGCUGUCACUACUGCCUGUGAUGCUAUGAAUGAAAUUCCUUCAGAUGACCUCAAAGAGUUUCUUUAUCGUGACUAUCCUUAUUUCAUUCAUCAAUUGGAACAUAUUGAUACAACUUAUGACAUUCUAGCUUUAGUCUGCAUGAGGUGUUCAAUUAUAAAUGUCAGCCUACUGGAAGAUGUUGCCGGUUAUUUCAAAGUCAAAAAAGCCAUUACCAUCAUUAAAGAAUACAAAAAACAUAUGAAUAAGUUUAAGUCGCUUCGAAUGUUUUUAAAUGUGGAACUGUAUUCUGACAAACUAUUUCAAUGUGGAAAAAUCUCACUUGCUGUUGCUAGAGAUGUUGACAACUACACUUUAGAUGAUGCACAGGUCCUGCUAAAUACAGUAUUCAAGGAAUUAGCCCCUUAUGUCAUGAUUGAAGAAUUUGAAUAUAUCAGAGAUCAUGCUUCCUUUACUAUCAUUUGUUCCAUUCCUCUGCAAUUUCUUGCAUCACUUAAUAAAAAAGUAAAUGUUGAAGGUAAAGAAUUUUAAAAUGUAAAUUAUGUAGAAUCUGAUUUAUUUCACAGAAACUCCAGAAAAAAAAUUUAAAC
Messenger RNA from Amphimedon queenslandica, 677 nucleotides. RefSeq lists its product as uncharacterized. Bases 115 to 618 code for a protein of 167 amino acids. Lineage: Eukaryota; Metazoa; Porifera; Demospongiae; Haplosclerida; Niphatidae. The record is from RefSeq and is a predicted model, not a curated record. The transcript is spliced from 2 exons.